GGAAACCUUGCAGCUUUUUGUAUUUCUUCUCAAAAAAUGGUCAAAUAAUGAUGACGUACGUACACAUCCUGUCCAUGGAGUUCCGGUUGGUGUGAGUCGGUUGCUUUGCAUACCCUUCCAGCGCCCACCAAUAGGAUUUACAGCUGGUAGAGGCACUUUUUUUUUUUACUUUACCGAGUUUGUCGGUUAUGCUCCUAGCCUAGGUGUUUCUGAGUAUGGCACUGUACUGUCUGUAAAAUGGUCGCUGGCCUGUUUCCGAGUUCAAGUUGGUGAGAUGUGGCAUCCUGAAAGGGAAGAGGAGGACAUCCGGAAAUUCUUUGGAGUUAUACCAAGUGGGAAGAAACAAGUAAAUGAGUCGGGAAAGAAGAAUGAGAAAACCAAGUCCACUGAAGAAUCAUUGAAAACAAAGAAAGGAAAAAGGGAAAUCAAGGUAAAUAGCUCUUACAAGGACGAUGACUCCAAACAAAAGCACUCAAACAAGAAAAAGAGGAUCAUCUAUGAUUCAGAUUCAGAAUCAGAGGAGACAGUUCAGAUAAAAAAUGCCAAAAAGCAAUCAGAGAAAUUGCCGUUGUCUCCUAAACCUGGUAAAACUUUACGGCAGGAUCCUGUCACCUACAUUUCAGAAACAGAUGAGGAUGAUGACUUUGUGUGUAAGAAGGCAGGCUCCAAGUCUAAAGAGAAUGGAAGAGCUACACACAGUUACCUUGGGUCAUCCAACCUGAAAAAGAAUGAAGAGAACAUCAAGACCAAAAACAAGCCUCUGUCGCCCAUCAAGCUGACUCCCACAUCAGUGCUUGAUUAUUUUGGGACUGGAAGUGUCCAGAGAUCUGAUAAGAAGAUGGUGGCGAGCAAAAAAAAAGAACCUUCACAAAACACAGACGAUUCCAGAUUAAAUGAUGAAGCCAUUGCCAGGCAAUUGCAACUUGAUGAAGAUGCUGAGCUGGAGAGGCAAUUGCAUGAAGAUGAAGAAUUUGCCAGAACGUUAGCCAUGUUGGAUGAAGAACCCAGAGUCAAAAAGGUUCAAAAGGACACAGACGAGGGAGAAAUGUUUUCAUCUGUUCAGACCAAUUUAAGUAAAGCAGAAAAACAUAACCAACCUCAUAAAGAACAACUUUCAGAUGGGAGAAACAGCUGCAGUCCUAAGAAGCAGACAAAGUGCAGUGGUCCAGAGGAAGCCCUGCGGCCUCCCAAGCCCGCAGCCCUCCGAGCAGAGGCGUCCUCUUCUCCGAAGGCCAGUGCUAAGCUAUCCGCGAUGAAAAUGAGAGAGCAGAGUUGCAGUAAGGAAACACAGCCUCUGGCCUCAAAAAGAAAAGAGAACACUGUGGAAGUGAAAAGAGAGACAAACACUCCUAAGAAAGCCAAAAGUUCUCCAGCUAAGAAAGAGUCUUUAAGUCCUGAAGAUUCCGAAAAGAAACGCACUAACUAUCAAGCUUAUCGAAGCUACUUAAAUCGGGAAGGUCCCAAAGCCCUGGGCUCCAAGGAGAUCCCCAAGGGAGCUGACAAUUGCUUGGAAGGGCUUACGUUUGUAAUCACAGGAGUGCUGGAGUCCAUUGAACGGGACGAGGCCAAAUCUCUGAUUGAACGUUACGGAGGGAAAGUGACCGGAAAUGUCAGCAAGAAAACCAACUACCUCGUCAUGGGUCGUGACAGCGGACAGUCAAAGAGCGACAAGGCAGCAGCCUUAGGGACAAAAAUUAUUGAUGAAGAUGGCCUAUUGGAUCUGAUUCGAACUAUGCCAGGCAAGAAGUCCAAGUAUGAAAUAGCAGUUGAAGCUGAGAUGAAGAGAGAAAAGUCCAAAUUGGAGAGAACACCUCGAAAAAAUAGCCAAGGGAAAAGAAAAAGCAGUCCAACUCGGAAGGAGUCAGAAUCCAAGAAGAGCAGACUGACUCCCCAGAAGGGCAGCUCUGUGGAAUCACCCAACAAGGAAGCAGAGGAACCAAGUGUGCUGCACAGAAGCCUGGACUUCCAGGAGCAGGUGACUGAGGAGCUCCCUGAGCACAGCAGCCCCGGGAAUGUGGCCGACGGCAGCCGGGAAAGUAAACUGGAUCAUUUGCUCUGGGUCGAUAAGUAUAAGCCAACCUCACUCAGGACCAUAAUUGGGCAGCAAGGUGACCAGAGCUGUGCCAACAAACUCCUCCGCUGGCUCCGAAACUGGCACAAGAGUUCUCCUGAAGAGAAAAAAAAUGCAGCUAAGUUUGGUAAAUUUGCUGGUAAAGAUGAUGGCUCCAGUUUUAAAGCAGCAUUGCUCUCAGGCCCCCCUGGUGUUGGCAAAACCACCACAGCUUCUCUGGUGUGUCAGGAAUUGGGAUAUAGCUACGUGGAGCUAAAUGCAAGUGACACUCGAAGUAAGAACAGUCUGAAGGCGAUUGUUGCCGAGUCCCUGAACAACACUAGCAUCAAGGGCUUUUAUUCCAGUGGUGCAUCCCCUUCCGGAAGCACAAAACAUGCUCUCAUCAUGGACGAAGUGGACGGCAUGGCCGGCAACGAGGACCGGGGCGGAAUUCAGGAACUAAUUGGCUUGAUAAAGCACACGAAAAUUCCCAUCAUUUGUAUGUGCAACGAUAGAAAUCACCCCAAGAUCCGCUCUCUGGUUCAUUAUUGUUUUGAUCUUCGUUUUCAAAGACCUCGAGUUGAACAAAUUAAGGGUGCUAUGAUGUCUAUUGCAUUUAAAGAAGGCUUAAAGAUCCCCCCUCCGGCUAUGAAUGAAAUAAUUUUAGGAGCCAAUCAGGAUAUCAGACAGGUUUUGCACAAUCUGAGUAUGUGGUGUGCACGAAGUAAGGCCCUCACCUACGACCAGGCCAAGGCUGAUUCUCAUAGGGCCAAAAAAGAUAUUAAACUGGGCCCGUUUGAUGUUGCCCGGAAAGUGUUUGCAGCUGGAGAGGAGACCGCACACAUGUCACUAGCGGACAAAUCCGAUCUCUUUUUCCAUGAUUAUUCCAUCGCCCCCCUCUUUGUCCAGGAGAAUUAUGUACAUGUGAAGCCUGUAGCUGCAGGGGGAGACAUGAAAAAGCACUUGAUGCUCUUAAGCCGAGCAGCUGAUAGCAUAUGUGACGGGGACUUGGUGGACAGUCAGAUCCGGAGCAAACAGAACUGGAGCCUUCUGCCCACACAGGCUAUUUAUGCCAGUGUUCUUCCUGGAGAAUUGAUGAGAGGGUACAUGACUCAGUUUCCCACCUUUCCAAGCUGGCUGGGCAAAUAUUCAUCUACAGGCAAGCAUGACCGCAUCGUUCAGGACCUGGCCCUGCACAUGAGUCUCAGAACUUAUUCCAGCAAGAGGACUGUAAACAUGGAUUACCUGUCACACCUACGGGAUGCACUUGUACAGCCCUUGAUCUCACAAGGGGUAGAAGGUGUCCAGGAUGUUGUUGCACUUAUGGACGCGUAUUACUUGAUGAAGGAAGACUUUGAGAGCAUCAUGGAAAUCAGCAGCUGGGGUGGCAAACCCAGUUCCUUUUCCAAGUUGGAUCCCAAGGUGAAAGCUGCCUUCACGAGAGCGUACAAUAAGGAGGCCCACCUUACUCCAUACUCCCUUCAGGCCGUCAGGGCGUCGCGCCACAGCCUGGGAGCCUCCUUGGAUUCCGAGUACAGCGAGGACGUGCCUGAAGAGGACUCCCAGUCCGACGAGAAGGACCAAGAUGCCAUAGAAACGGACGCAAUGAUCAAGCAGAAAAAGACAAAAUCUGCAAAGUCUUCAAAACCAGAAAAAGAUAAGGAAUCCAGAAAAGGAAAAGGAAAAAAUUCAAAGAAAUGAAACUUUUUUUUAUAACUACUCAACAGCCACUUUUUUAUUCACCCUUCUGACCAGUCUUGCUGGGCUGGAGAAAGCGUUUAUUUUCAGAAAAAGGCUUUUCUUUUCCAAAGGAACCACGUUUUAGCAUAAUGGGAUGACCUGGUGGUCCCAUUAUAGAGGGCGGUACAGCUAGGGUGUAUCCAGCAGACUCACAUACACCUCUCAUAGAGGUCUCUAGGACUGCCUGUCCUCCACUCUCCCCGUCAAUCAUACGGCUGCGCAUUCAUUAGAACUAGAAGCUGCGUGUGGACUUUGAGGUCAGAUUUUAGUUAACAAUAGUAAGCUUGGAAGCAGUGCUUACCAAAGCAUAUUUUGUAGACUGAAGAAUUUAUCCUAAUGGCCUUUAUAGGACCAAUGCUGAUUUUUUAAAAAAGAGAAAUAUAAUUCUUAUUAUGUGGGGGAAAUUUUGUAAAUAAAUCAUCAUCGUACAAAACAGUCACCACCCAGAACUGGGGUAUUCUUUGUACAUUGCCAAGUAUCUUACAAAGUGUAAGUUAGGAAUAAAAUUGUUCCAUAUGACCCAUGUACAAAUUCUGAAGAUUGUCAUUUUGUACAGCAAAGUAUCACAUUGGUAUAUUACUUGUUAAUUUGCAAAUGAUUGGAUAAGCAAGCUUACCAUGGUUCUUCCCAACCAGCUGUGUGAAACAUAAGUUGGCUUAAAGUCAGAGCCCCGGACUUCCCGUGUGGGUGCUGCCCGUCCCCGGGCAGGGUGAGGCCUUCCCGGAGAGGCUCUCGGCUGUUCCUGGAGGGAGGAGCGGCUGCAGGAAGAUGGGGUUCAAGGUGAGUCAGAAUCUCGGGCUCUCUCUGCCAGGAGACGGAACGAACACUGGCUUUGGACACAUCUGUCCCCAGGAGCUCCAUUUCUGUUCUGUGAUUCCACAAGCCAUCAGAAGCUUGGAGUGUCCCUGUGACAGAUUGUGGAGUGGCCUUGAGGCUGUGGCCUGGAAGCCGGCAGUCAAGCUGUUUCUGCAUCCUGUGAAUGCUCAGAGAUGUGUCACCUCUGGGCCACAAGAACCAUAAAAUAAGGGUAGUUGGCCCUGCCUUUUAACAAACUGGUAGGCUUGUUUGCGAGAUGAGACCAUAAGUUCUUGAGACAUUUUAGUGUAUAAAAACGUCUUUUAUGGAGAUUAAUUCAUUAUUGAAAUAAAAUCACCAUAAGCUUUU
Ochotona curzoniae (black-lipped pika) is the source of this 4954-nucleotide messenger RNA. It is a transcript of the gene RFC1, whose product is annotated as replication factor C subunit 1. Lineage: Eukaryota; Metazoa; Chordata; Mammalia; Lagomorpha; Ochotonidae. The transcript has 27 exons. Gene Ontology annotation, biological process: DNA replication; DNA repair. Bases 275 to 3751 code for a protein of 1158 amino acids. Gene Ontology annotation, molecular function: ATP hydrolysis activity; DNA clamp unloader activity; ATP binding. The record is from RefSeq and is a predicted model, not a curated record. Gene Ontology annotation, cellular component: nucleus; DNA replication factor C complex.